Messenger RNA from Hydractinia symbiolongicarpus, 1305 nucleotides. Its product is annotated as cytosolic acyl coenzyme A thioester hydrolase-like. The transcript has 8 exons. Gene Ontology annotation, biological process: acyl-CoA metabolic process; palmitic acid biosynthetic process. The record is from RefSeq and is a predicted model, not a curated record. Gene Ontology annotation, cellular component: extracellular exosome; nucleoplasm; cytosol. Gene Ontology annotation, molecular function: long-chain fatty acyl-CoA binding. NCBI's taxonomy places the organism in Eukaryota, Metazoa, Cnidaria, Hydrozoa, Anthoathecata, Hydractiniidae. Bases 118 to 1203 code for a protein of 361 amino acids.
GAAUCAUUUGUUGAGAGCUCCUAAUUUCCUUCAACCCCACGAAAAGAUGUGUAAAGUUUAAGUACGUUUGACCAUGACCCGAUAAAUAUGGUGGAAGAAAUUCAAAACAAAUGAUAAAUGUUAUUUUAUUCGGCGAGGUUUACUGCUCUUACCAGUAAACAUACAGAAAAAGUUAUGGCUAACAUAGAAGUUAGUCGUGUUAUGUUGUCAGAUGAUUCGAAUUUGGCUGGUAACGUACACGGAGGAACUAUAUUGAAAUUAAUCGAAGAAGCUGGUGUCAUCGUUGCUACACGUCACUGUAACAAAGAAUUCCAACUAAAGAAAAAUCCGGAAUGUUAUGCUGCACUUGCUCGCGUAGAAAGAACUGAUUUUAUGGAACCAAUGUUUGUUGGAGAAAUAGCACAGAUCCAUGCUGAAAUGAGUUACACUUCUAUGCAUUCUCUAGAAGUUCAGUGUUUUGUUUUUGCCGAAAAUGUUUUGAAAGGAGAACGGAGACUUACGAACAGAGCGACCUUAUGGUAUGUGCCACUAACUAUUUCUUCACCACACAGUCCAGUCAGUGUGCCCCCUCUGACUUAUAAAACACCGGAGGAUGAAGAGGCUGGUCGUGUUCGGUAUGAAACGCAAAAACAUCUGAGGUCUCAACAAAAAAAUACGCAUGACGAGUACUCAGCGCCCGGUCAAGUUAAUGUUUUAACGCCAGCUGGGCGCAGCUUAUCAACACAACAUAGCGUCAGUUAUUCACAGUCUUCGUUAAUUGUUAUGCUUCAUCCUUCUGAUUGCAAUAAAGCAGGUUUUGCUUCGGGUGGUGUGACCAUGAAAAUGAUGGACAAUGUAGCGGGAAUAGUUGCGUUUCGACAUUGCCGCUCAAAUGUUGUCACCGCUUCUGUCGAGGCGGUAGAUUUCCAUCAUCCAGUCAAACUUGGUCUAGUAAUGACGAUAACGGGUCGUCCUGUCUUCAACAGUAAUCGUUCUUUAGACAUCGAAGUAUUUGUGGAUUGUGAGAAUAUAGUUGAAGGGCGCAGUUUUCGUGCUUGCUCAGCUAUCUUUACCUUCGUAUCUCUUGAUGCAAAUUGUAAACCACAGCCUGUACCGGAACUGAAAGUCGAUACAGAUGCAGAGAAGUUGAGGUUCGAAUUGGGAAGGAAAAGAUAUAUUGCUAAGAAAGGAUAUAGGAAACGCAAAAUUGCAGGCGACGAAUAGGUUCUAACAAAACAUCCACCUUAGAUAUUUGACAGCGUGUGUACAAACAUUAUAAAGAAAAAUAUCAUAUUUGACAUGACUGAAAUUUGAUUACUAAAAGGA